Messenger RNA from Naegleria fowleri, 4851 nucleotides. RefSeq lists its product as uncharacterized. Gene Ontology annotation, biological process: protein localization to ciliary transition zone; non-motile cilium assembly. The transcript has 6 exons. The record is from RefSeq and is a predicted model, not a curated record. Bases 1 to 4851 code for a protein of 1616 amino acids. NCBI's taxonomy places the organism in Eukaryota, Heterolobosea, Eutetramitea, Acrasida, Naegleriidae. Gene Ontology annotation, cellular component: ciliary transition zone.
AUGUUGGAAGAUGUUGACCAAGUCUUUGAAGAACAUCAGCCUCAUUCUCUUCAAACCAAACAACAACAAGACGUGUUACAACGAGAAGCGUUAGUACCAUCAUACAGCAAUAGCCGGCCUGGAUCGGGAAGACCAUCCUCAUCGAAACCAUCACCUCCUCGGGAUGUCGUUGUAGGAGAUGAAGGCAAACGAGAUCAUUCUCCGUUGACAAAUUCCGACAUGAACUUGGUCAACCAACCGUCAAGAAGUAAAGAAGAUACCACUGGUGAUCACACGGAAGACCAGGAUACCACUAGAAAGAAAAAGAGAAAAUCACGUUCGAGAGCAAGAAGACAACUCUUCGAAAGUGCUGAAGACGACGAAAAUAUUAAAAAUGACACGAAUCUACAAAGCCUUGCUCAUCAAGAGAAUUCCAAUCACGAACAAGCUGUAUCGAUCACGAGCAAUGCGGACGGUGGAAAUUCGCUCAUACACACCUCUACAACCUUGAAUAAUAACCAAGACAACCAAGAAACAAAUAUUGACGAUAACAACAAAGAAGAUGAAAAUAAUCUCGUGACCAAAUUAUUGUUGGAAAAGGAAAAACAAGAAGUUGUCAAAUUAGCAGAACGAAGGGAUCCGAUAAUCAUCAAAAAAGAAAAUAGGAAAAAAGAUUUUCUUGAACAUGUUACUUUUGUAUCGGAAAUUAGGCCUGUCGUCGAGGGAGUCAAAAGACAAAUGGAAGUCCGAGUGAACGAGCUCAACAAAUUGUAUGAAAUUUAUUUAUCACGACAAAAAACCAAAGAAGCAGAAGAAUGCAAAACUAUUUCAGAAAAGUUGAGACAAAAAAUUGAAAAACUGUCACAGGAAUACUCGACAAUUUAUCGAUAUUUUGAUCCACAAGAGGAGGGAAUCUUUUCUGACAAGAAGCCCUUUCUUCUUGAACGAGGCCAACAUUUAUUGGAGCAUCGAUUAAUGCGAGAACAUAAUGGAAUUUCAAAAUUCUUUGAUGAAAACGGACAAUUAAUUGUACAGUUGGAUCCUACCAAUAAUGUAUUUACAAAACCGGGAGAAUUUGAUUUUGAUUUGAAAGAUAACAAUGCAAUAGGUCUUAAGAGGACGAUACCUACUAAGAGUCUUCGCUCAACCACCGCAUCGAAACACUUCAAAAUCGACAUUGAUAUUCGGGAGAUUAUUUUUGAGGAUCAUCCACUCAUGACUGAAGAAGAGAUCGUCACAAGAAAGAUUCUUGAGGCCUAUAACAGAUACCAAGAGCUUAAAACCGCAGAUAAAUUUGAUUAUUAUCAGAAGAAAAUUUUGGCCUUACAAACUGAAUUGGAUAGACUUAGAGGAAAAAAGGACAAGGCAAUUAAGAAAUCAAACCCACUCGAUGAAUUAAGUUAUUUAACAAAGGAGGUAAAGGAGAUUGAGCGCGAGAUGUCUGUAUUGCGCUCUGAAAUCAAACAAACUAGAACAGCAAUGGAAAAUGAAGAGUUUAAGGAAAUUACCCUUGUAAAUACUAUGAUUAGCAAUUGGGAUCUGCUAUGUAAAAUAAGAUCAAACAACAGAUAUACUGUCACAAAUUUAAAAAUGGGUUUCAGAACAGUGGAAACCAACAAAGAGGAUGACAGCUUUGUCAUUCAAUAUAAUAUCGAACAAGAGUUAAUAGAGAUGGAAGAGGAUUUGAAAUGGAAAUACAUUCAACAAGUUAUUGAAUACAGAGAGCAGCUAAUACCAAUCGGAGAACAAGAGUACUCAUCGCUGUUUUUAGUGGCAUCAAAGAAAGAUCCACCCAAACUUCCAGCUUUUGAUAAAGAGAGCGAAAGAAAGCGCAUCAUUGAACGAAUGGGAAUGCACCGAAGAUAUCCUGGAGAAUCUAUCAUUAUUCCUGAAAUUUUAAAAACUGAAAUCACCAAAGAAUCAGAACUUCCAUCUACCGAAAUUGAAAGAAGAAAUCAAAUCAGCCAACUUUCAUAUCACGUAAAUGUUUUAGUGAACGGCAACUUUGUUUGCAAAACUACAAGCCAACAAUUAAGAUCUGACUUUACUGUAAACUUUAAUGAGAUUGUAUCUGUGAGCGUUUUCAAAUGGCCAGAAUCUAUCAGUUUAGAAGUCAUGCAAUCUGGAUGGUUGGAUAGAACAAUUUCACAAGUGUUCGUUCCUGUACCAGGUUUGGAGCGAUCAGGAAAGGUAGAAAUGGACAACAUGAAGACUCUAAAUUUCACCUCUCCAGUUGCUCAUUCACCUGUUUGGGAACUUCAAGCUAUUGGAGUGUUUCCUCUUUCCAUUUUUACUCCAUUAUUUAAAUCUUUACCAAAACCAACUCAUCACACAAGUGGACUCGUGAAAAUGUCGAUUGCUUGGGUUAAGCCAUCUGAGGACAGAAUGAUUGAGGCUCCAAAACCUCCGGUAGAAAAGAAAAGAACAGAUCUACCAACUGCAAGAGAUUUACUUAACCUUAAACAAAUUACUUCAUGGAUGGAAUCAAAUAAUAUUGAUCCUAAUGAUCCAAGAAAUACAGGGCUUCUUUCCAUGUUAAAUGAAUUAGAUAGGGAUGAUUUAUCAAGCAAAGGUUUUUAUCUUGCUGAACAAGAUGACGAAUUAUUCUUCUUUGAUGAAUUUAAUAAUUCAGCAUAUCAAAGAAGAUUACACUUGCUAAAGCUGAGAGAUGAAGUUAAAGGGAAGGUACCAUUACCAUUGAUACCACUCGAUCUUGAUCAAAUUCAGCCAAGAGUUGUUAAAAGCUAUGAAGAAAAGAUUAUCAAGUCUCUCUCAACUGAGGCAAAACUAUCAUCCUAUGUCAAUCAAGUCAGAAGGCAUGCAAACAAUGCAAUACUUAGAAAGGCAAAGCGUUUGGUUAAAACAAAUAUCGAUGUUUCUCAAUUUGUCAAAGAACCUCCACUACCUUCAUUCCACCAUUCUAUAGAUGCUAUUUUGGAAAUAUUUGAGGAAUAUCGACCUCUUAAUCCAAAACGCAAACAAAAACAAGUACCACCUCUCUCAGAAAUAACAUCUUGCAACAUUUUAGUACAAAUUACAAGAGGAUACAAUUUUCCAGUUCGAAAAGAUAGUCACAACGCAACAUAUAGAACUUACAGACAAGAAAGACUCAAGAAUGCAAGUGAGUUGGGGUUGGAAAUGCAAAUGACAAAUCGUAUGCAAGAAAAUGGUGCAACAAACAUUUAUGAGCACGAUCAAGCAACUUCAGGAGGAAAUAAGGAAACAAUUAAUUAUAUUACCAUGUCUAAAGCGAAUCAAGAACAAACUUUGCCAGAUCGGUUGUUAUCCUUUGUUGCAGUGACAUUCGAUGGAGAAAUGCAGAGAACUAAAUCUGUGGAAGGACCUUUUCCUCAGUACAAUCAGACAUUAACACUAAAUCUACAAACCCCAAAUAAUGAUUACAGUACUGAAGCUUUGAAAUUAAUAGACAAGGAGAUUUACUUUGACAUUUUCGAUGAAAUUACUGUUGAAGGAUUGAAAGACGAAAGAGACUACAAUGCCAUUAAUCAACGAGCUGAAUUUAAGUGGUUAGGGUCCUAUUCUGUUCCUUUUUCAACACUCUUCCAGAAUGGAAAAAUUGUUGGUACCUUUAGAUUGAAAACACCACCACUGUACUUGGGCUAUAGCAAGUCUGUGAACGAAGCAAAUGCCUACUCAGCACUUACGGUGUGCAUUACUUUGGACCCUCCUCUCCCAACACCUGAAAAGGUUGAAGAUUUUAUUGUGACAGGAGAAGGCCCAGAAGUUUAUUCAUAUUGUCAAUGGUGGAUGAAAGUUGUGAAAAAGUCCAAACAUGUGAAAUCAAGAAUUGUCAAAUGUCUCGUUCCUAAUAUUGAAGGAAAAGCUACUCUUAUUACUAGAUAUAUUACCCCUCAAGAUCCACCAACUGAAUUACAAACCGCAGCAGAACUCGCAAGAUUUGUAUCUUUAAUUCCAGUUGUUAAUGACUCCCUUGCCUAUGGAUCUGAUGAUACUUGGGUAGGAUCUCAAGAAUUUUUGGACACUAAAGCUGGAGAUUGGGAAGAACAUGCCAUUCUCUUGUGUAAUUAUUUAUUAAGCAUUGGACGGUUAGCAUUCGUCGUACUUGGAAAAGGAGUUCCUGAAGGUGAGACUGCCUAUGUACUAACAGUGGAAAAUAGCGCUGCCACUCAACAUUCACAUUCCUAUCAGGAAAAUAGAAAAUGUCUGUGGCUUUGGAAUCCAGUGACUGGCGAGAAAUAUUCAGUGGAUGAUCCAUUAUGUCCUCUUCAAGAAAUUCACACCAUCUUUUCUCAAAGCAAUGUUUGGGUGAAUGUUCAAAAGAAAGUUCAACCCUCAACCAUGAAAUUUGAUCUGAAUGAUGUUUCACAAUUCUAUCCAUUGUAUCAUCCAACACGAGAUGCAAACAAGAUGAUUGCCAAAGAAGCAUCAGACCCUAAAGGAAAAAUUCAAUACAAGAAAUUACUGUAUACCAAGACUUCGAACGAACAAUCCAUUCGAUUGGAACAAGACAUUAGAAGAGCCAUUGAGGAAGGUUUCUCAAAAUGGCGUCACAAGGCCACCAUUUGGGAUAACUCGCUCAGUAAGACAUUUAAGGAACUUCUUCAAAGUUUUGAGGCGAGCAAAAAGUUAGAUCAACCUCUGAGUGAAGAAAAUCAACAACAAGCACUUGCGAUUGUGAACGAAUCGAGCGCUAUUAACGGAUUUCCUCUCAAUUUUGCUUUCAAAGAUAUUAAGGAAAUUGUGACCGAAGUUCGCAACACAAUGGUUUAUGACACUUAUGAAAAUGAUGUGAAAUUUGCUCUCGCUGUUUAUGUUGAACCUUAUGCCAAUGGAGUGAUGAGUGUUUGGGUCUAUGUUGCUUCUGUCAUUAACAAACGAGGGUAUUAUUAA